AAAUAAUAUCAACAAAUAGUAAUCUUGUGAUAGAGUCAAUUUAAAAAAGAGGGUUCUCUUUUUUAUUUCAUUUUAUCGCUAUCAAUCAACAGCUUCAGGCAAAAGGCUCACAAAAUGGAUCCUGCAGAAGUGGGGUUCGAAGGGGAGUGUGAAACGACGCCUUCUUCUUCUUCUUCUUCUUCUUCCUCGUAAUCAUCACCGCCAUACGUCCUUGUUCGCCCAAUCUCCAUUUUCGCCGAUUGAUCUGUGCAUUUCGGUCGCCGGUGGUUUUUGCUGUUAAUUUUCUUCUCAGUGCGGUUUGAUCUGAUCAAAAUUAAGGACGACUAUUGAAUAGAGAUAUUGAGAAGUAUGUGGAGCAUAUUGAAGUUAUGGGAUAGAGUUUUAAGGAUGGCAGAAGGGGGAUCUCGUUACUGCUCGAAGAAGAAGGAUGAUAUCUGCUACGAGGACUCCAGCCGCGAAAUCAGCGUGUCGAGAUUAAAAUGUAUUCUACGAGGCCUAGACUUCAAAAUCUACAUCUUUCUUUUCUUCCUUGUCCCCACAUGCGUGUAUGGAAUCUAUGUCCAUGGCCAGAAAAUAACAUAUUUCUUGUGCCCUCUAUGGGAAAACCCGCCAAAACCCUUCAAUGAGAUCCCUCAUUAUUAUCAUGAGAACGUGUCGAUGGAGAAUCUUUGUAAGCUUCAUGGGUGGAGAAUCCGGGAGUACCCUAGACGUGUGUAUGAUGCAGUUUUGUUCAGUAAUGAAGUGGACAUACUUAACAUAAGAUGGCAAGAGUUGCACCCGUACGUGACCGAAUUUGUUCUGCUCGAAUCUAAUUCAACUUUCACCGGAUUGCCAAAGCCUUUGCACUAUGCAAUCAACAGGAAGAGUUUUGACUUUGUUGAGUCACGGCUAACUUACGGGCAAGCUCCGGGCAGGUUUCGGACUGGAGAGAACCCGUUCAUCGAGGAGGCUUAUCAACGGUUGGCAUUAGACUAUCUUCUCAAGCAAGCUGGAAUCCAAGAUGAUGAUCUCUUGAUAAUGUCAGAUGUUGAUGAGAUCCCCAGCAGACACACCAUAAAUCUGUUGAGGUGGUGUGAAGACAUACCAAUGAUUCUUCAUCUCCGGAUGAAGAAUUACCUCUAUUCUUUUGAAUUCCUUGUGGAUGACAACAGCUGGAGGGCCUCAGUCCAUAGAUACCAAUCUGGUAAAACGAGGUACGCCCAUUAUCGGCAGUCAGACGAUGUCUUGGCUGAUUCUGGGUGGCACUGCAGCUUCUGCUUCCGCCACAUCAGCGAGUUCAUAUUCAAGAUGAAAGCCUACAGCCACUUUGACAGGGUGAGGUUUUCGCACUUUCUGAACCCGAAGAGAGUCCAAAAAGUGAUAUGCAAAGGGGAUGAUUUGUUUGAUAUGCUGCCCGAGGAGUACACGUUCAAGGAAAUCAUAGGCAAAAUGGGGCCCAUCCCACACUCCUACUCGGCCGUUCAUCUCCCAUCCUAUCUUUUGGAGAAUGCCGAAAAGUAUAAAUUUCUCUUGCCGGGGAACUGCUUGAGAGAAAGUGGCUGAUUCAUGUGAGUGUGGCUUAUGAUUUCGCUUUCGAAAGCUUCUUUUUUUCUUUCCAUGCCAUGGAUGGCUGUCAUACCAUUCUUUAAAAUCUGCAUAAUGCAUCAAGGGGUGUUUGGAUUAAUGGACAGUGGUUUGUAUAUAAUAUAUAUAAGUAGAUAACUUAUAUAAAUAGGGAACUUUACCAAGGGUAGCUUUUGCAAGAGACUCCAAAUCAUGUGACAAGAAGAUGGUUUUUUAGUUUCUCUUGUUUGGGCUUUCUUCAUAUGAGGGGAAAUUUUGGUGGUCACUAAUGUGUAUUCAUAUCUUUGUGUUAUUGUUACUUUUGUCAUAUGUUGUUGACACUCAUUUUAUUUAUAUAUUCUUCAUACGAGGAGUCGAAUCCACGACGUCUUUCCGUUGUGCCACGCUUCGAAAUGUAUUUUCUUUUUAAUUAAAUAUAUACUCUCUAUCUUC
This is a messenger RNA of Cuscuta campestris, 1995 nucleotides long. The record is from the annotation of a GenBank genome assembly. Lineage: Eukaryota; Viridiplantae; Streptophyta; Magnoliopsida; Solanales; Convolvulaceae.